AACUGCUAUAUCUGGAUGGAGAAGACCCACCGGGGCCCAGGCCUGGCUCCAGGGCAGAUCUACACAUACCCGGCUCGUUGCUGGCGCAAGAAACGGCGGCUGAAUAUCCUGGAAGACCCACGGUUGCGACCUUGCGAGUUCAAGAUCGAUUGUGAGCCCCCCCUGAAAAAGGAGGGGAACCUCCCCGAGGGGCCCGUUCUGGAGGCAUUGCUUUGUGCAGAAUCCGGGGACAAGAAGCCAGAGCUGAAAGAGGAGGAGAUGGUCCUGGAUUGCCCGAAGGCGCCUGUCGGGGAGUUUCUGCACGACCUGGACGCGGAGGACUUGGAGGAGGACGCGCCCCGUCGGAAGAACAAAGCCAAGAGCAAGGCCUACGGCAUCGGGGGGCUGCGGAAGAGGCAGGAGGCGGCGCUGCUGGAGGACCGCGACAAGCCCUACGUGUGCGACAUCUGCGGGAAGCGCUACAAGAACCGCCCGGGCCUGAGCUACCACUACACGCACACGCACCUGGCCGAGGAGGAGGGCGAGGAGGGCCCCGAGCGCCACGCCCUGCCCUUCCACCGCAAGAACAACCACAAACAGUUUUACAAAGAGCUGAGCUGGGUCCCUGAGAACCAUCGCAGGCACACAGCUAAGAAAGCUCCGGACGGCACAGUCAUACCAAACGGUUAUUGUGAUUUCUGUCUAGGCGGCUCCAAGAAGACUGGCUGCCCCGAGGAUCUCAUCUCCUGUGCAGAUUGCGGCCGUUCAGGCCACCCAUCCUGUCUGCAGUUCACCGUAAACAUGACGGCUGCUGUCCGCACUUACCGGUGGCAGUGCAUCGAGUGCAAGAGCUGCAGCCUGUGCGGCACCUCCGAGAACGACGACCAGCUGCUGUUCUGUGACGACUGUGACCGGGGCUACCACAUGUAUUGCCUGAGCCCCCCCAUGGCGGAGCCCCCUGAAGGAAGCUGGAGCUGCCAUUUGUGCCUGCGGCAGUUGAAGGAGAAGGCCUCCGCGUACAUCACCCUGACCUAGGCUGGACCUUUCACCCCUUCCGCCCCCUUUUUAUUCCCCCUCCUUGGGUUGGGUGCUUGGCCCAUAGGGGCAGCAAGGAGGGGGCAGAAAAGUAGUGCUCUUCUUUGCCACCAAGGAUGGAUGAGUUCAGCGGCAGCUUCAGGCUUGCCAGACCUCCCUUCCCCUCCCAUGACAAGCCAAGCUGUUGUGCCCCCGAACGGUUGGGGCCCUUUCUGCCUGUGCCCCUCCAAGCCACCUCACUGUCACCAUAGGAGCCAGACCUGACUCAAAGCCAUAUGGGGGGGGGGCUUAGGGGAGCGGGAAGAGGGGGCAGCCGCCUCCCUCUCUGUCCGCAGCACCUCCUCUUUUUUUUCUACUUGCAUGUGAAAUUUAAGUGUUUUCCCCCUCCCUCCCUCCCUCCCUCCCGGUUCCUGUGAGGGGAAGGGCCACGCCCCAUGAGCUGUGGCCCAGAGGACUGUGCCUGCCCUCUCCAAGGAGCAGAAGCCACUCCUUUGAGGUGCCCCCGCAUGGGGGCUGGGGGGGGGUAGCUGAGGUCCUUUCCUGCAGCAGGAGAACAGGCCUGCUUGGGGGGCUUCUCAGUGUUGCUGGAUUUUAAAUGAAAGGGAAACAUUGACAUGAAAUUACAAAAAGGUGGGCAGGGUGAAAAUCUGCCCCCCCCCCAAGGGGCAAGAGAGGCUGGGAAAAGGCAGUCAGGGGUGUCACUUCAGGUUAGCUGGGGCACCGCCUGCCCCCUAAGCCCCACCUUGUGUACAUGGUGUUGUUCUGUUGCCUGCAUCUUUGACGUGCUUGGAUUGUUCUGUGCAUUAAAUGUGGUCUGAAU
Eublepharis macularius is the source of this 1834-nucleotide messenger RNA. It is a transcript of the gene DPF1, whose product is annotated as double PHD fingers 1. Gene Ontology annotation, cellular component: nBAF complex. The record is from RefSeq and is a predicted model, not a curated record. Lineage: Eukaryota; Metazoa; Chordata; Lepidosauria; Squamata; Eublepharidae. Gene Ontology annotation, biological process: nervous system development. The coding region runs from base 16 to 1014 and encodes 332 amino acids. The transcript is spliced from 11 exons.